Messenger RNA from Quercus robur (English oak), 933 nucleotides. RefSeq lists its product as uncharacterized. NCBI's taxonomy places the organism in Eukaryota, Viridiplantae, Streptophyta, Magnoliopsida, Fagales, Fagaceae. The transcript has a single exon. Gene Ontology annotation, molecular function: nucleic acid binding; zinc ion binding. The record is from RefSeq and is a predicted model, not a curated record. The coding region runs from base 1 to 933 and encodes 310 amino acids.
AUGGAUUCUGAAAUAGUGGACCGCAUUCAAUGGAUACAACUUACGACAGACGAAGAUGAAACCAUUACAGUACGUCCUUUGAGAAGAAAGGAGAUCCUGGAAGAAUACUCCUUGAGUUUAAUCGGUAAGUUUCUUACAACUAAACCUAUUAAUAUUAGAGUAGCCAAGAAUUUACUAAGAUCUAUGUGGAAGAUGGGGGAAGACUUGAAGAUGGUGGAACUGGGUGACGGUCUACUACAGUUCAAAUUUUCAAUGGAGUGCCAACUGAAUUGGGUUUGGAACAACGGGCCGUGGUGUUUUGAUAACCAAAUCCUUGUAUUGCGGAGAUGGGAAAAAGGUAUGACUGCCCGUUCUGUGACCUUCACCCACAUGCCGAUUUGGGUCCAAGUUUGGGGGCUGCCAUUUGAUUUAAUCACUGAAGAAGCUGCGCACGAUAUCGGGCAAGGGCUAGGCAAGGUCAUUGAGGUGGACUGUAAAGCUCUCAAAACAGACCAAGCCCGGUUCCUCCGAAUCAAGGUAGAGGUGCCGCUGGAAAAACCAUUGAGGCGAGGUGGACCAGUGGUUAGUCCAAAAGGUGAUGAAGCUAGAGUAGCUUUCCGGUAUAAGAGGCUGGUCGGCUGGUGUUUCGCAUGUGGGAGGGUAGGCCACGACGUUAAAGAGUGUAGGUCGGCGAGCGAGGAAGACAGGAGAGUUAAGCCAUAUGGAGAAUGGUUGAAAGCAGGCACUCGCGGCAGACCUGACACACCGAGAAGCAACCAGAAAAUCCCAGACCAGCGCCGGCGUGAACCCGAAGCAGCGACUCCACUGCGACAUCCCGAAGCAGCGACUCCACCACCACAUACGCCAGCUGUACCUCCAGAAACAUUAAAUGCUGCUACAGAAAAGCCGAAAAAUCCGGAAACUGUUUUGCCCAACCCGACAAAUACGUUUUAG